This is a messenger RNA of Linnemannia hyalina, 5370 nucleotides long. The record is from the annotation of a GenBank genome assembly. NCBI's taxonomy places the organism in Eukaryota, Fungi, Mortierellomycota, Mortierellomycetes, Mortierellales, Mortierellaceae.
AUGUGUGCCUACACCCUCUUGUCUACUGUGACCAAUGUCAAGAAAUACACACCGCAAUUGACAUUUAUACAAUUCUUGCUUCCUGUGCCACUCACCACGAUGCACAACCAUCCUCUCGACCAACUAGAUGCUAAUGUCCCUGGCAAGGAGAGCGCCAACACUGCCCCGCCUCUUAGGAAGCGUGAUAAGUCCAUCGACUUUUUGGGUAUUCCCAGAUCCUUAUCCAAAGUCAAGGCCAAACGCCCGACCCGAUCAUGGAAAUUUCGGACUCGCUCUCGGCAGUCCGCUAAGCCCUCUAUCGCUUCUCAGGUCGACAACCUCCAGGACAAACCUUUGUCACAGGCGCCAGAUGAGGACUGGCUCCAUUCAGUCAUCUUCCCAGAAAAUGUCGCCAAACCCACUGUCAAGACUGCAUUGCCUGGCCUCCAGGACCGCAUUGAAAGGACUGACCAACUGCUUUAUUGCAGCAUGCUUCUUCGCCAGGAUUCAGUCAUCUCUUCGUCAUCAGAUGCAGGAGAAAAGAAGGCGACUGAUGAUCCCGCCAAUGCUCCCCAGGCGCCCACUCUCAACAAGGCUGAACAAACGUGGCUGACAGAGGUCAAGGGAGACCCAAUAAGGCAGGAUCGUAUGCAAUGGCUCGUUACCAAGAUGGUGGAGAGAUUCAUCGCGGACGCUACCAAGGACUCGACCAAAGUUGCCGAGAUUGUCGCCCUUGGACCUGUUUUGCAGAGAGAGCCUUACCGCAAGCUGCUGUCUGCGUUCAUCCGAGACUUUGACGAUUCUCGCAUUCUGGACGUCAACCUGCUCCAAGGUCUUGUCCAGCUGGUCCAGUCUGCCUCGCCUGGGUAUUUGGUAUCCGACGACUUGGUCAAGGUCCUCAGCCUCCUCAGGACCCAUUUGGAGGACACGCACCAGCACUCGUCUGAACACCUUUGCCACCUCACACUGGCUGUCUCCAGGAUCCUCGAUGCCAUGGCCGACCACAAGGUGCAGGAUUUGGACCGAGUCGUGGAGCAUGAGCCAUUGUCUGCUGUUUUGUCGGGAAUGAGAGGCAGCUCUGAUCCCUACUUGAUGUAUCAGGCCUGCUACGCCUUCCAAGCGCUUCAGUAUGUCCCUGAUGAUGAGACUGUUCUGCAGGCAGUAUUGAGGCACUCGACUGGAGUUGUGGAUGGCUUGGUCAAAGUCACAAGUGUCUUCAAGUUGGAUUUGGGGUCGGUUCUAGAAGAACUGGAGAAGUUGCAAGGGGUGGCCGUCAGUGCGAUUGGGAUCGCCACUACUGUUUAUGAAGGAGUGGGAUCGUUGCACGAGAGCGGUCGAGGGGUUCUGGAAAGUCUGAAAGAAGGGCUUGGGUCUGGUCAGAAGAGGCCAUGGUAUCCUGCCAUCCGCGCCGCAUAUGCCUUUGUGCAAGCUGGCCAGUUGAAGGAUCUGAAACAGCUGAUCUAUGAGGCACCCUGUCGCCAGGAUCCCCUGUUCCAGUGGGGUAUUUGCCAGCUUCUGGGCGAGAUUGCGGUCGACCCUGUAUGGGCGGUUACCGUACGCCAGCAAGCCAUUGACUUUCUUGGUCAUCUCUACAAGGAGGAUCAGGAAUGGGGUCGCGACGAGAGCGUCAAGGGAUGGAUGCUGACUAUCCUCAGUACAUUGAGAUCUUCAUCAGACGAAUCCGUCAACAACCGUGCCGUUGCCUUGUUCCAGAAGCUCGACUUGGGUAACACUCCCAGGACUCAGCACCCUUACCCAUUGAGAUCCCACCUCCCAAUCCCAGAGUCAUCUCCGAUCCUUUCCAAGGUCCAGUGCAUCCCCUACAUGGAGUAUGAACUCUACAAGCUCCAAAUGCAGCGGAUCAACGAUGGCAACAUGUCCAUCUACAUCUCUCCUAUGGCCAAGGCCAGUCUUCAAGCUCAGGACAACGAGGUCUUCCCACUCAUGGAAAAUAUGCAGGAAUUUUUGAGCAGUAGUCGCCAGGUCAUGUUGAUUCUGGGAGAUUCUGGAGUUGGUAAAUCGACUUUCAACAAAUAUCUCGAGCAUCGACUUUGGACAGAGUACAAGCGCGGCGGGUCUAUUCCGCUCUUCACCAACCUUCCAGCUCUUGAGAGACCGGCCAAGGACCUGAUGGGCGAGCAGUUGAAAAGGCACGACUUUUCGGAGGAGCAGAUCCAGGAACUGAAGCAACAUCGACAGUUCAUUGUCAUUUGUGAUGGAUACGACGAGAGCCAGCUCACCAUCAACAUUCACAACUCCAACGGCUUCAACACCUCUGGACAAUGGAAAGUCAAGCUUGUCAUCAGCUGCAGGAGCCAGUACUUUGGCCACGACUACCACGACCGGUUCGUGCCCAAUGGAGGUGGCCAUUACAACCGCCCGAGCGUCGAUCUAUUCCAACAGGCCGUCAUCGCACCUUUUUCGACAGAGCAGAUCAAAGACUAUGUCGAGCAAUAUGCUCUCCUCGAGCCGAGGACCUGGCGCACAGAGGACUAUAUGGACAAACUGACGAUCAUCCCAAACCUCAUGGACCUGGUCAAGAAUCCGUUUCUGCUCUCACUAGCGCUGGAGGCACUGCCAGGGGUCGUUGAAAGCAAGCAGGAUCUGUCGACUAUCAGGAUCACCCGCACUCAGCUAUACGACACAUUUGUGGAGCACUGGAGCAAUGUCAAUAAGCGACGACUUCAGAGCAACACGUUGUCAAUGGCAGAUCGCAUUGUAUUCGACGAACUUCUGGACAUGGGAUUUGUUUCCAAGAGUAUUGACUAUUCCACGAGGCUGGCGUUGGCGAUCUUUGAGCAACAGGAGGGUAACCCGAUUGUCCAGUAUGUUCACGACAAGAACUCUUGGAAAGCUCAGUUCUUUAGACAAGAUGCAGAAGUCCGACUCCUACGAGAUUCGAGCCCUUUGACCCGCAUCGGCAACUUGCACCGAUUCCUUCAUCGGUCCAUGCUUGAGUAUUUUUUCUCGCGUGCUAUCUUUGAUCCAAGCAGUCAUGGCGGCGACGAUGUAUCGACUCCCCAGAUGAAUCCUGGCACGCCUGACGACCAGUUGGUCGACACCAACAGUCAUUUGUUCACUCGUAAUCUACUUGCCGAGCCCUCUGUGAUCCAGUUCUUGAGCGAUCGCGUGAAACAGAGUGUCAGGUGCAAGGAGUAUUUCCUAGCAGUCAUCGGGUUGUCCAAGUCGAACGCCCAAGCGAGCCGGGCUGCGGCUAACGCCAUUACGAUCCUGGUCCGAGCCGGUGUGCAAUUUCAUGGAGCUGAUCUUCGAGGCAUUCGCAUUCCAGGAGCGGAUCUUACCGGUGGGCAGUUUGACUCUGCACAACUACAGGAUGCCGACUUGACGGGUGUCAAUCUCUCCAAGACAUGGAUUCGACAGGCCGAUCUCAGCCGUGCAGGCAUGGAUGGAACACAAUUUGGAGAGUUGCCGUACUUGGAGGAGCUGGAGAAGGUCAUCUCGUGCGCCUUUUCUCCUGACGGCAAGUUUCUCGCGGCAGGCCUGGCCAACGGCAACAUCAGCAUCUACGAUACUGCAACCUGGACAAGGAUUCAAGUGUUUCAAGGGCACCAAGACCGCGUUACAAGUCUGGCUUAUUCACCGAACAGCCAACAACUUCUUUCUGGCAGCUACGACGAAACAGCACGGCUUUGGAACAGCGAGACUGGAUCAACCGACUUCAUUUUGGAGGGACACACGGACCGGUUAGCAGUGGUAGAGUUCUCACCAACGGGCCAGCAGGUUGCAACGGCCAGUGGCGACAGGUCGGUGAGACUCUGGGACGCUCGGACUGGUGCUUCCGUUUUCACUUGGACCGAAAGCGCUGGCAAGGUUACCAGUAUUUCCUAUUCACCUAACGGGAACAUCAUUGCCUCCGUCGGUAAGGAUGGGAUGAUCCGAAUAUUCGACACACUCACCGGGUUGCUUGUGUUCGUGCCUUGCGAGGGUAUUGGCCAGUAUUGUGUUACAUAUUCACUUGACGGUCAGCGAAUCGCUACAGGCUCCGUCAGAGGCCGGUUGCGACUGUGGGAGGUAACAGCGACCACCCUGAGGCCGGAACGGAAUUGGGUAGCACACUCAUCUGGAAUUAACGGCAUCGUCUUUUCACCCGACGACCGUUGGAUCGCGUCAUGCAGUCGGGAUCGUACAGUGAAGCUGUGGGACUCUCGUUCCGGCUUACUUGUCUCGUCAUUUUUAAAUCAUGUGAAAACCGUCAGCUGCGUUCGGUUUUCACCCAAUGGCUUGUACAUCGCCUCAGCAAGCUACGACAAGACUCUGCGGCUGUGGGAGGUGAACUCGUCUAGAGCAGGGUUCGACUCUCAUGACACAACAUACCCACAAUUAUACGCGACAUAUUCUCCGGACGGACAGCAGCUGCUCAUCACCGGCAGUCAAUUCGCACUCUUGCGACGACUCAACGCGGAUUCGGGAGACCUCGAUUUUGUUUUUCCCGAACACCUGCACAAUACAUGCUGCGCUGCAUUCUCCCCAGACGGUCUCCAGAUAGCCAUCGGCGGCAGAGAGAACGAAGUGACUCUAUGGAGUGUUGAAUCCCGCGCUGCCUUCUUUGUUCUUAGUGGGCACAAGUCUGGCGUGGGUUCUGUGGCCUUCUCACCUUGUGGUCGCUGGCUUGCUUCAGGCGGUCUUGACAAGACGGUGCGUCUUUGGGAUACCCGGUCAGGAGCAGCCGUUCAUGUUCUGAUUGGCCAUAAGGGAAGUGUACAGAGCGUUGCAUUUUCUCCGGAUGGUCGUUGGAUUGCAUCGGUAUGCUGGAAGGGAAUUGUCCAACUUUGGGAGGCAGGCACUGGCGAACUCAAGGCAGAUAAGGCGAUCGAUAUCGGUCUGCACAGAACGAAUGCUAUCGCUUAUAAGCCCGGCUGUCUCCAGGUCGCCUCUUGCCACGGAGACGGAACCAUUCGACUAUGGGACGACGACCAGCAACUCCAGGAUUUCCGCUAUAUCGUGAGGCAGGACACGUACAGCUACAAAUUUGCGUUCUCAUCCUGCGGCCAGUGGGUAGCAACAGCGCACCGCACCAGUGUUCGACUCUGGAGGCUGCCAUCCCCAGAUCAGGAUCAGGAGGCAGUACCGUUGCAGGAUCAUGACUGUGUGACGAUCAUCAAGGGGUUCACAGGGGCUGUUAACGACGUUGUUUGGAGGCCCAAUAAAUUGGAGUUUGUGACGGCAAGUGACGAAGGAUCGAUCCGUGCCUGGCGGGUGGUAGAGGACAAGGAUGGGUUAGGAAGAGUUUCUGUUGAUUUGGUGUGGUCUUCUGGGCCUGCUGUGCUAGUCGCCUCUAGUGCCGUUCUCGGUGAUGUUAUUGGUCUCGGUGCGAUGAAUCGUAGGUUGCUCGAGCAGCGCGGCGCUACUGGAUCGGUUUCGUCCAACUAG